GAUGAAAGUGCAGUUGCGGUCUGCGGAGUGCGGGGUAAUGGCAGAACGCGGAGUUAUUUUUAGAAGUAUGCUUUGUAAACUAUGGUAGUAGAAGUCCGCAAAAAUAAACAGUUAUUGUUUAAAAUGAAUGUGUAAUAAAAUGCAUGAAGAUCUCGAAAUGAAGUGAUUAUAACAGUGUUUUACGCGCCCUGGUCUUCAAUUUUCGUCCAUGUAUUGUUGCUCUUUUCUUUCUCGGCUGGGAGUCGGCAUGGCGAGCAUGAGCUCCACGCUCGUCGAGACGGUCUCCAUCAACUAUGAGGACUUUAACGAGAGCUUCCUCACCUGUGGCACCUGUUUAUGUACAUACGACGGCGGCGAACAUACUCCAAAAUUGCUUCCGUGCUCCCACACUGUGUGCUUACAUUGCCUCACUCGUAUAGCAGCCUCACAAACCCGGGACGCUGGUAGCUUCCGAUGUCCUAUCUGUCGCGAACUCAUCACCAUACCGCGCGGAGGCGUCCCAGCGUUACCACCCUCAUUCCUCGUCAAUCAGCUUUUGGAUUUAAUGGCAAGACAACGCCGCGAAGUUAUACCCCAAUGCAGUUCCCACCCGGGAAGAGAGCUUCUCUUUUGCGAAACCUGUGACUGUGUUUUCUGCAGGCAUUGUGCCGACGGUCCCCACAGUGAUACACCAUGUGAUCACACCGUAGUGCCGUUUUCGAUAGCUUUAAAAAGAAUGUCUGAAAUACUCUUGUAUAGAGCCAAUGAGUGCCUGAGUAAGCUUGGAGCGGCCAGGGAGGCCGUGGCAAGUGAAUUGAGAAGAUUGGAAGCGGCUGCUACAGCGGCCGAUGAUGCCAUAGAUAGACAUUUUGCAGAAUUAAGAAGUGCUUUAGAUAAGCGACAUAACGAAUUAAAGUCAGCUGCCAGUGCCGCUGCAACGCAUAAACGGAAGCUACUUGAAGAGCAACUGAAACUAAUAGAUGCUGAAAAGACGAAGGUGGAAGCAGAAUGUAAUGGCCUUCAGCAGCAAGUAGAAGUUCGUGAAGUUAGUAGCCGUGCAGCAGCAUUGGGAGCCAGAUUGGGCGAUGCAGCAGCUCUAGCUGAACCACGGGAGAACGCCUUUUUAGCGGUAGACUUCGCGCACAAUGAUGCUCACCAGAGGUUGACUGAAGCUUUGGCUGAACUGGGAAGGGUUCGGACCAGUACAACAUUCCCUGGCUUAUGCACUUUACAAUUAGAAUCACCCUGUGUCUGUGGUCUGGAAGUGGUAGUCUCUCUUCGUACAGUGGAUUAUCAUGGUGAAGCGCGGAGCACUGGCGGAGAUCCUGUUACUGCAGCCGCUACACUUGAUGACGCGCCAUUACCCUGUACGGUCACUGACUUAGAUUGUGGGAUGUAUAGAAUAACAAUGCGUCCGUGGAGUGCAGGCGCGAUUUGCGUACGUGUGCUCGUGUUUUCGCGAUCUGUUCGUGAUUCGCCUUUACGGGCACGAGUCGAGACGCAUGCUGUACCCGAACUUGUUUGGGGGUCACGGGGUACGGGAAAGGAACAAUUAAGUCAGCCGGUUGCGCUUGCUAGAUGUCCCAAACGUCGGGAGAUAUACGUUCUAGACGCUGGAAAUUCUCGAGUGAAAGUAUUAGAUGAUGAGACAUUUGCAUUUAAAACUCACAUAGUCAAUGAAGGUUUAGCCGGUCGCAGUUGUACAGGUAUAGCCGCGACGGCAGAGGGCGUGGUAGCAGUUAACUGGCGAACUAGAACUGUCACUGAGGUGAAUAUAGACGGUUCUACACUCCGCACAAUAAAGUCUGAUCGCUUAGUGGAGCCCGUGUGUGUAGCGGCCGAUAUCGACUCGAGAAGACUGGCUGUGGCCGACAACGGAGCUAGGACUGUGUUUGUGUUUGACGGGGAUGGGAAUAUUGAGAGAGAGAUAGACAGCGGUAACUUGGGUCUAGUGGGAGGUCUGGCGCUCACCGAAGACUUGAUAAUAGUGGCGGAUGUCGCUGUGAGGAUUUACGACUCCGAAGGGAAUUUGCUGUCCAUACGUGCGACUGUGCCUAAGGGUCGCGGCGGUUAUGGUGGCAUAGCUUUAGAGCGCACCGAAAAUGGUUUGCAUAUCGUAUGCGCACGUUCCAUACGCGGCCGGCCCGCUAUUAUUGUACUGGAAGCAGAGGGCUCGGGUGGUAUAGUGGCGGGGUGCGAACUGGCUGAAAAGCGACCCAGGAGGGUCGCGGGUUUGACGCUUCUGCCUAAUAAAAAGGCGUUAUUGGCUGACCUAGCGGGAGACUGUUUGAGACUGCACACUUAUUGGUGAAUGAUGUUGAACGAAAUCAGUGAAAGUCUUCAAGCGGGGAGUGAUGAAUGGUGAACGAAUUUCAUGCUAGUCCGUUGUAACUGAGUAACGAAUGAUGGCCAUAAUCUCGUGCGAUUCCUACCAAAGACGUAGUGCCGAGAGCACGGACGCCAUGCGAAUGAAAAUGUCACAUACUUAGUACCACGUAGUGCCCAAUAGAUGGCGUUGUUCUUAAACUUAAAAUAAAAUCAUAUCUAUUUGAUAAAAUUAAUUAAAAAUUAUUUUUUCUUUUCAAUGUUAUGAAAUAUUUUCAUUCGCGAGGCAAUAGUUGUACUUACAGUAUUUAUUUCGUUUUAAGUUUCUCUAAGAACUCAAUGUUUAUGUAGUUAAUUUUUCGACUGAUUUUUUUUUCUACGUAUUUUGUUUGUCGAUUUUCGUAUUUCUUACUAGUCCUAUUAUUUCUUUAGAUCACGUGUUUUAACACGCUAAUUUUAAAGGAAAUUUAUUCAACGUCUGAGUCAAGACCUCAUUUGAAUGACAACAAUGAUAAGAAUGUUAAUGAAAAUCAUUAAAAUAUGCUAAUAAACAAUGAUUCACUGACAAUUUUCGCGUAGUUCCCGCCCCCGUUGCGUAUUUUAAACCGAAAUUAAAUCAAAAAAUAUACCCUAAUAAUUUGGACGUGUUCCCACGUUGUCAAUACUUUUAAGACAAUUAAUCUCCUAAUUCCAUAGUGGGCUUUUAAAUUGAAUAUUUAAAGCGUAACUCAAAAGAUUAAAAAACUAAUAAAUAUUAAGGCCAUCGAAAUAGAUUAAAAUAUUUGCAAUUUAAAAUUCUGCUCAAUGUUACGCCAUAUCAUAUGACAUUUCAUUAGUUCAAGUUUAUAAUUAUGGUAGUGGAGGCGCUAGAGAAAUUUAGUUUUUUUUUUAAUUUACACGAAGGAUCUAAUUUAAUUCAAUUUACUGUUUUUUUCGCCAGGCUGAUAUCUUACACCAGAUUAAAAAUUCCACAAAUGUUUAUGAAUUUCGGUAAUUUCUCGAUUUUUUAAAACGUCAUCAAAAAUAAUGUACAGCCCCGGGGCCGCUCUCUCGUUCUUGCGACUAAUCUUUGAAUAUUUCUUUAAUAUGCCCUAUACACAAAGGGAUUACAAAUCUCCGAGUGAACUUGCUCUUAAUAAAUGAUUCUAUUCUACAUCUUUGAAUAUUGAUAAUUCAAAAGGAUUUGCGAUGAUUACUAUAUUUGUUGUAGUUGUAGCAUUUGUUUUUUUCUGGCUUAACUGCUAGCUAAUUUGACAAUUGACAUAUUUAUCUCUUAUUGGCUGAUUUUAGCCCAAUCACAUCGUAAAACUUUAUAUAUAUCUAUUUUCUAUGAGCUAAUGAGUUUAUCUAGUAACAUAUCUCGAAUAUUUUCACAGCCAUGCCAUUUAUUUACAUAUCUAUAAUAUUUUCAAAUAUUGACUAUUUUCAACUAGUUUGAUAAUAAACUCGACAAUAAUUUUUCUCUUUAAAAAUAUAGUUGUUUUCAAUUAUUAAAUAUAAGUAAGUUUUCCGGUUCCGGGUUAUCAAGAUAAAAAAAAAGUUAAAUUAAUAUAUGUAUUAAGUAAUAUAACUUAACACGUAUUUUUUAGACUGCAAUCAGUUUAUAUAUUUUAAUUAUUCUGUAAAUUCACGAACAUGAUCCACGGCCUUUCUAACUUCUUAUAGCGAUCUUAAUAAUAAGCAUUUGUACCGCGCAAUCUCGAUGUCGCCUUCAGCGCUACGAAUAAUGAGAGAACUAUUUGGAAUAGCUCAAACGCAUCGAUUUUCCAUUUGCGUACACACGUAUACCCUUCGAAAAAUGCGUGUUCGUAGUUCCGUUUCCAAAUACGGUCACAGAACGAGUGUUACAUACAAAAUCUAUAAUGUCAUUACAAAUUUUAAAAACAAAUUCUUCAUUCUUAUUGUUCGUAUAUAAUAUUACUGAUAUUAAAUGUGUUGUACGCCUCCUAACUUUUUAGCUUUAUUUUUCUAUCAUGCCUAUUAAAUCUACUCGUUUGUUUGUAGCAGAGAAAACGUAGCUACUUUAUAUUGACUUCUAUUUAUUUGUAAUCGAAAUUAUUCUUAAUAAUUUCACAAGACUUUUAGGUUUUUAAUAACAAUCUCGAAUUAACAAUCGAUUACCGCCUACAUAAUUUUUAAGGAUAGCAAAAUUAACUUGCAAAUAAAAUAUUGUCAUAUAAAAAUAUAUCCAAUUUAGUGACAUAGUCUUAAUAGAAAUGCUGUGUAUUUAAAUUAGUACAACAUGAACAGGCAAAGACAUGUAAAAAUUUAUUUAUAUCGUGCGUAUAUUAUAGUAUAUAUUUGAUCCACUCGCAUUUCAAAACUAUUUUCGUACGUUCCUUUAAAAGUCCUUUCGGUAGAUACUGAAUGGUUCCCUUACCCUGUAGUAGCUAGACUUCUUUUUGGGAACAAUUAUAAUUAACAGCACCCUAGUGUAGUUUCCUUAUAGUUACCUUACAGUUGUACACUUAUUGUUACUAAGCGCAAGUUAGUUGCUUGUUACGGCUAUUCCUAAUAACUAAAACCAUAUUUUUACUGCUUUCCUUUAGGCCAGUUUAUCCGAGCCCUCCCCUUUGGAAAGAUUGACAAACUAUCUUGUCACCAAUCUUUACAAUGUAAUCGCAAGAUUUCGUCAACUUAAACGAAUACUGAUGUUCAAUUGCAUUUCAUUCUGAAUUAAUAAAAACCUGAUUAAGAAAAACCGAAUAUUCGUAAUAAGACACUAGUUUUGCGCUCUCUAGUGUUCUGUGUUGUUGUCGUUUUUCCUUAUAGUAUAAUCUAUAGUUAUCUUUAACACUGUUUUAUUGUCACAAAUCAUCAACACUGCCUCUAGUUUACGUGCAUUUAUAGAGCCACAAACACGAAGAGUUUACUAUAGGCGUUAACAGAAAAUGCGAUGGGUACAAGUAUUUUGUGAUCAUACUGAGUCGAUACUCUGCAACGGUCAAUAGGGAAUGUGAUCCUGACUGCAAUGUUGAAGCGAUCUGUGUGGCUCUCGCUACUGAAAGUAACAGAGUGCCGGCACUGGGCUGUAUGCGCACUGGCAGGCGAUGAGCUGUCACCUACAAAACGCUUAUGUAUUUGUGUACAAUUAUAUAAUGUAAUUAGAUGAAAUGAGUUAUGAUAAUUUCACUAUAUCUAAUAAGUUAUUAGAGUAAAAUACAUGAAAUUGUUAUUAGCCUAUGUUUCAAGUUUUAUGUUACUGGUACAGUAAUUAUUUUACGUAGUCGAAACAAUAUUGUUGCUUUGAACGGUUCAUAACCGUAUAACAAGACUCAAGUCUUGACUGUUUUGUUAUUAUCACUCUUCUGUCAUUUAUAGUUACUUUAGUUUACACAACAUUGUGAAGAUAUUAUGCGCGAACUAUGACUGCCGUACGUCAAAUCCUAUUUUUGACAUACGAGAUUUAUAGACCUUUUCGUGUGACUACUAUAAUAUAAAAUGUCAUUUAGGACUAGUCUCGUAAGUAAAGCUGAAACCUGUCGUAACUAGUAUUGCCAGAUUACUUAAGCUUAUAGCUGCCGUCAGUGCGUAGUAGCCAUUCCUAAAAAUUGUUAUUUAGUAUAAGAAAGCAAAGUGACACUUCGUCCUUGUGUUGGCGUGAGAAUAUUUUUGCAUUGGAGCUAAGGAAUUGAUUGUAAUCAUGAAUAUAGAAGCUGAAAUGUAUUUAAUGUUUAUCAGAAGCUGUGAAACGUACUUAAUAAUCACAGAGUAUCUCAAUAAAAAUCAUGUCACUUAUGCAAAAUACAAUAAAGUUCAAUUUUAC
Messenger RNA from Pieris brassicae (large cabbage white), 6070 nucleotides. RefSeq names its product tripartite motif-containing protein 3-like. Gene Ontology annotation, molecular function: ubiquitin-protein transferase activity; zinc ion binding; protein binding. The transcript is spliced from 13 exons. Gene Ontology annotation, biological process: positive regulation of DNA-templated transcription. Gene Ontology annotation, cellular component: nucleoplasm; chromatin. Bases 209 to 2290 code for a protein of 693 amino acids. The record is from RefSeq and is a predicted model, not a curated record. NCBI's taxonomy places the organism in Eukaryota, Metazoa, Arthropoda, Insecta, Lepidoptera, Pieridae.